AUGGAAUCCCUUUUAGCAGAUCUGAACAACGAAACUCAUUUGCCCCAAGAAGAAACCAUUAACUCUUUUACAGAUUCAACGGCUAAUAAACCGUUGUCUAAAGAAGGUUCAGUACCUGGAACUCCGACCGGAAGUGCCGUUUCUCCUUCAGCUAUGUUCAUACCACCACAACCAAUAAGUCCUAAUUCUGUUAUCACUUCGACAGAACAAAAACCUAACGCCCCACCGCCAACGGCUGAAAUGUCAUUGGGACAGGUAAAGCCAGAUGGAAAUAAUGCAAUGCAACAUAACAGUCUUUUUAUUGACGAUGACUAUGAUGACACAGCACCUAUUACAAACCCAGGACGAAUCGCCACGGUAGACGAAAUCCCGAAGUCAGAGUCUGUAAUGAUUCCAGCACCAGCUCCGGGAAUCUCCAAACUCCCGAAAAUGAUUACCAAAAUGGCAAUGCAGAACGGUGACGAAUUAGCUGGAAUGGCUAUAAAUGCGAACGCUACAGAGUCAGAAAUAGUUGGAGUAGUUCAUAAAAUCGAAAACGAAAUAUCAGGUGAUGUGAGUAUUGAAGGCGCAGCGAUUGUGUUUGAAAGCAAAGAAAAAGCAAACGAAAAGUUUGAAACCAAAAUGCCAGAUAUGUCAAUGCUUGAUAUGAAUUCGAAACCAAUCGUUGUCCAUGCCAAUGUGAAAGAGAUUAGUAAGCCCUCAGAGAAUGCCACUGAACUGGUCAAAGUUCAAGAACCAGUCAUGGCUUCAGAACCAAUCAAGUAUCCAGAAUAUGUCAAAGACCCUGAACCUGUUGAAUCACCUAUGGUCAAGGAUCCAGGACCUGUCUGUACAGCCGAUUUAGUCAAGGCUCCAGAAUACCUCAACACAGAUCAACCGGUCAUGACUCCAGAGCCUGUCAGAGCAGUUGCACCAGUCACAUCUCCAGAAUCUGUAAGCGCAUCCGAACAAGUUAAAGUUCUAGAACCUGAUAUGGUACACGAACCCGUCAAGUUUCCAGAACCUGUCAUUGCACGUGAACCUCUCAAUGUUCCAGAACCAGUGAUCGCACCCGAAUCAUUCACUGUUCCAGAACCAGUGAUCGCACCCGAAUCAUUCACUGUUCCAGAACCUGUCAUCGGAUCUGCACCGAUCAAUGUUCCAGAAACUGUCAUUGCAUCCGAAUCAGUAAAGGUUCCAGAAUCUGUCAUCGUGCCUGAACCUGUCAAGGUUACAGAGCCUGUAAUCGUUCCUGAACCGCUCGAGGCUCUAGAACCUGUCAUCGCACACGAACCAGUAAAGGUUGAAGAACAUGUUAUCUCGCCUGAACCGGUCAGUGUUCUAGAACCUGCCGCGGCACCCGAACCGGUCCAAGUUCCAGAACCUGUAAUCGAGCCAGAACCGGUCCAACUUUCAGAACCUGUCACGGCACCUGAACCGGUCAAAUUUCCGGCGCCUGUCAUCACCCCCGAACCGGUCAAAGUUCCAGAACCUGUCACUGCACCUGAACCAGUCAAAGUUCCAGAACCAGUCACUGCACUCGCACCCAUCAAAGUUCCAGAACCUGUCAUAGCCCACGAACCAGUCAAAAUUCCAGAACCUGUCAUCGCACCUGCACCGGUCAAAUUACCAGAACCUGUCAUCGCCUCCGAACCGGUCAAAGUUCCAGAACCUGUCAUCGCUCCCACACCGGUCAAAGUUCCAGAACCUGUCAUCUCACCUGCAUCAGUCCAGGUUCCAGAACCUGUCAAAGCAACUGAACCGGUCAAGGUUCCAGUAUCUGUCAAAACACCCGAACCGGUAAUGACUUCAAAACCUGCCAAAGCUCCUGAACCAGUUAAAGAACCAGAAUCAGUCAAACCUCCUGAAUCUUCAAAAGUAUCCAAACUAGCAAAAACUUCUGAACCAAUGGAGGUUCCCGAAACUGCUAACGUUCCGAAACCAGUUAAGGCAACAGAACCAUUAAAAACUGAUUGGCUGUCUAAAGAUGCUAAGGCCGUGGAAUCUGUUAAAACACCCAUUCCGGUGAAAUUCCAACUGCCAGUGAAGGCUUCAGAACCGGUCAAGAAGAAACGUCCAAAAUCAACUACAGAAGAUAAGUCAAUUCAAAAACUUUCGGAAAAAGCCAUUCCGAAAACCAGCUCUGCAACUUCUGAUAAAACCAAAAAGGACGUUGCAAAGCCCGCCAAAAGUCCGGCCGUGUCUAAUUCCAAGCGGAUUAUCUUACCAAACACUGAUGUGAAUUUGUUUCUUUUGGGGGGGCUGGUAAAGAAUCUAUUUUUGUGGUAUUUUCUUUACGCAAUCUUUUCAAUGUGGAGUGAUAAAGCUGAGUAA
This is a messenger RNA of Acanthosepion pharaonis, 2313 nucleotides long. The record is from the annotation of a GenBank genome assembly. Lineage: Eukaryota; Metazoa; Mollusca; Cephalopoda; Sepiida; Sepiidae.